Molecule: messenger RNA, 745 nt
Organism: Macrosteles quadrilineatus (aster leafhopper)
Lineage: Eukaryota; Metazoa; Arthropoda; Insecta; Hemiptera; Cicadellidae
Exons: 6
Coding region: 1-627 (208 amino acids)
Source: RefSeq, a predicted model, not a curated record
AUGAGAAGCCCGGGCGUCGAGUAUACUGUACUAGUCUUUCUUUUUUCGCACGGCUUCCAUCACAUCACCUCCGCGGAAGACGUGCAAGCCUACGUCUGCGCGCCCUCUCCCCACCCCGCACCUUCAACCCUCGCUCCGAGAAACGGGGAAUUUUCUCGAAUUUUAUUAUUAUUUUCUAUCUCCGUCGGCUCUAGAGCCGAGACCGUCGUCUUGGUCUCUCGCUAUACGGUACCGCUCUAUAAAAUUCCCCCCUUUUUAGGACCCCUCCCCCUCCCCUGCGCCCGGCCGCGUCUACCUACAUCCCUUGUAGCCUGUAGCGAAAGAACUGCUGACCGAUUAUACCAAGUUCUGACGCUCGCCGACAACAACGCCCGGACCGUUCCAAUUACCUUUGUGCUACUAAUUGACGUCUCGACCAACCCAGAUGUACUGGUGUGCUAUGGUGGCGGUAGUUCUGGAUACGACCGCUCCGCCGUCACAGCGCUGUCUGUUGUCCAAGAUGGCCGGCGCUGUCAGAUGACGUCAUGGUUCUCCAGCCGCACUUUCCGAUGUUUAAGUGGUGUGAGCUCGUGCGUGUGUGUCAGGGGUUGUGCGGGAGUGCGGCAGUGUGUGAUCGUGCGGGAGUGAAGUUAUGUGACAUGAGUCCGUUUGGGAAUUUGCCGAACAAGGGUUCGCGAGUGAGUGUUUUGGUGAAAUUCAGUGGUGUUAUAGUGUGUGUGUUGUGUUUCGGAAUGGCGUGUAUUGG